Molecule: messenger RNA, 1249 nt
Organism: Sebastes umbrosus (honeycomb rockfish)
Lineage: Eukaryota; Metazoa; Chordata; Actinopteri; Perciformes; Sebastidae
Product: protein AMBP-like
Exons: 10
Coding region: 56-1129 (357 amino acids)
Cellular component (GO): cell surface; plasma membrane
Molecular function (GO): serine-type endopeptidase inhibitor activity
Source: RefSeq, a predicted model, not a curated record
UCAGUGCUUCAGUCAUCAGUGCUCUCAGAGACGAGUAGACAGGCAGGCUGAUAGGAUGCAGAAAGCAAUGGUUCUCGUUUCCCUGCUGGUCUUAGGGUGGUCCUCGACCAUUCAAGGGGUCCCUGUACUCCCAGACCCCCUCUACCCCACGCAGGAGAACUUCGAUUUGUCCCGGUUUUUGGGAACAUGGCAUGAUGUUGCCGUGGCGAGUACAUGUCCCUAUAUGCAGCGUAAUAGGGGAGAUGCUGCCAUCGGUAAACUGGUUCUGCAGAGCAGCACCACUGAAGGAAAAGUCAAGAUGACUCGAAGUGUACUCAGAAAAGGAACAUGUAAGGAGAUCUCUGGGGACUAUGAUUUGACCACCACACCAGGACGAUUCUCCUACCAUGUUGCACAGUGGGGGGCAGACGUGGAUGCCUACGUGGUUCACACAAACUACGAUGAGUAUGCGAUAGUGAUAAUGAGCAAACAGAAAACAGCAGGGGAUAAGAGCACCUCAGUUAAGCUUUACAGUCGAACUAUGGCUGUGAGAGACACUGUGUUGGACGACUUCAAAACACUUGUCAGAGAACAGGGAAUGGCUGAUAACACUAUCAUCAUUAAGCAGAACAAAGGUGACUGUAUUCCUGGAGAGGUGGUGGUGGAAGCGACUGUUCAGCCUGAGCCUCAGAGGAAGAAGAGAGACGUGGUGCCUUCUUUGGCUCCUGUAGACGCUGAGGGUUCUGGUGAUGAUACACCGCUUUUCAAUGGAACCGAGUCCUGUCAUACAGCACCUGAAACAGGACCAUGUUUUGGGAUUCACCAGCGUUACUACUACAACUCCUCUUCAAUGAGCUGUGAACUCUUCAAUUACGGAGGGUGUGUGGGCAACCAGAACAACUUUGAAACUGAGAGAGAGUGUCUGCAGAGAUGUCGCACUGAGGCUGUGUGCCGUCUGCCCAUGGCGGCCCUACCCUGCACAGGCCAGCCACCCGUCUGGGCCUUUGACUCCAGCGCCGGUCUGUGCGUGCCCUACAAGGUGGGAUUCUGCCAGGGCAACGCCAACAAGUUCUACACCAAAUCAGAGUGUGAUGAGUACUGCGGGGUGAUGGAUGACGACGAAGAGCUCCUGAAGGCAAAAAGCAAGUGAGAUGCAACGUGAACCAGCAUCACAUAAGGCCCAGUGAAAAAACAUGAUUUUGUCUCAGCACCCACAGAAUAUGUGAAGUUAUAUCACAACAGAUCACCAAUAAAACAAGUCAUAACUCUG